AUGUUUUUAGUCAAAAAUCUAAAAUAUAAUAGAAUCAAGGUGUGCCUCCCUAAAAAGGAAUUUUCUUCCCUGAGGACAGCAUCUGUACAAACUAAUGAAAGACCAAGUCCAGAUAAGGUUUUGAAAGACAUCGCGAAAUAUGUUCAUGAAACCCCAAUAACGUCAUCUUUGGCUCUAGAUACAGCAAGACUCUGUUUCCUUGAUACUCUAGGCUGUGGCUUGGCAGCUUUGAAAUUUAAGCAGGCUCGAAAUAUUAUCAAGCCAAUUGUGCCAGGCACAAUAGUUCCCAACGGAACAAAAGUACUAGGUACUUCUUACGUUAUGGACCCAGUGAAGGGUUCUUUUGCCAUUGGUACUCUAAUACGUUGGCUAGAUUAUAAUGACUGUUGGUUGGCUGCCGAGUGGGGACACCCAUCAGAUAACCUUGGGGGAAUUUUAGCCGUCGCAGAUCACUUGUCCAGAUUAAACAAAGCUACCCGCGGAAAGAGUGGAAAACAGUUUCUUGUUAAAGAUGUAUUAGAUGCAAUGAUUAAAGCGCAUGAAAUCCAAGGCAUAAUAGCGCUCGAAAAUUCCUUCAAUAAAGUGGGUUUAGAUCAUGUAGUGCUGGUGAAAGUGGCAACGGCUGCUGUUGUCUCAAAGAUGCUGGGCUUAAGUCAAGAGCAAACCAUUGAAGUACUGUCACAAGCAUUUGUAGAUGGUCAGUCGCUGCGUACUUACCGUCAUGCUCCGAAUACUGGAUCUAGGAAGUCAUGGGCGGCGGGAGACGCAGUUUCGAGGGCCGUAAACCUGGCUUAUUUAGUCAAAAAUGCUAAUGUCGGCACGAUACCCUCAGUGUUAACAGCUAAAACUUGGGGAUUUUAUGACGUUUUAUUCAAAGGUAAACCUUUAACGUUUCAACAAAGGUCAGAAUAUGGUUCUUACGUCAUGGAAAAUAUUCUGUUCAAGAUAUCAUUUCCUGCCGAAUUUCAUGCACAAACUGCCGUAGAAGCGGCUGUAAAAGCGUAUAACGUUCUUGGCGAACAAGCGAAAUCUUUUAAAGAUAUCAAGUCCAUUAGAAUUAGAACUCAAGAGGCAGCAAUGAGGAUUAUAGAUAAAUCCGGUCCGCUGUAUAAUUAUGCCGAUAGGGACCAUUGUAUCCAGUACAUGAUUGCGGUUCCGCUAAUUACCGGUAAUCUCACGGCUGCCGAUUACUCGGAUGAGGUCGCAAGCAACCAUGAGAUUGACAACUUAAGAUCGAAAAUGUAUUGUAUCGAGGAUACUCAGCUCUCUCAAGAUUAUCAUGAUCCAGAUAAAAGGUCGAUAGGCAACGCCCUUCUCAUAGAGCUGAACGACGGGACACAGCUGGACGAAAUUUUUGUAGAGUAUCCUGUUGGCCACAAAUUUAGAAGAGAGGAAGGAAUACCAUUAUUACUGGAUAAAUUUCAAAGGCAUCUGCGCGAGCAUUUCGUAGGUAGCCCUGAUAAAGUCGACGUUAUAAUGAAUGAAAGUUUAAAAACAAACUUCUUGAAUAUGCCAAUCGACUCAUACAUGGAUUUAUUUACUGAGGAGUGA
Saccharomyces paradoxus is the source of this 1551-nucleotide messenger RNA. It is a transcript of the gene PDH1, whose product is annotated as putative 2-methylcitrate dehydratase. Bases 1 to 1551 code for a protein of 516 amino acids. The record is from RefSeq and is a predicted model, not a curated record. The transcript has a single exon. Gene Ontology annotation, molecular function: 2-methylcitrate dehydratase activity; 2 iron, 2 sulfur cluster binding. Gene Ontology annotation, cellular component: mitochondrion. Lineage: Eukaryota; Fungi; Ascomycota; Saccharomycetes; Saccharomycetales; Saccharomycetaceae.